Messenger RNA from Thecamonas trahens ATCC 50062, 906 nucleotides. Its product is annotated as DSBA oxidoreductase. NCBI's taxonomy places the organism in Eukaryota, Apusomonadida, Apusomonadidae. Bases 179 to 685 code for a protein of 168 amino acids. Gene Ontology annotation, molecular function: oxidoreductase activity. The record is from RefSeq and is a predicted model, not a curated record. The transcript has a single exon.
AUCACUCCUCAGACAAGACAGAGAGAUGGCGAGCCAGGCAAAGAACAUUGUGGUCAAGAUUGUGUCGGACAACAUCUGACCUUGGUGCUUUGUCGGCCGGCGACGGCUGGGCAAAGCAGUCGAGGCGUGGCGCGAGGCCGGGAACGCGACCGAGGUGGUCAUCGAGUGGGAGCCGUUUAUGCUCGACGGAUCGCUGCCCAAGGCCGUCGACAAGCUCGCCCACUACAAAGCCAAGUUUGGCGAGGCCCGCAUCGAAAAGAUGAUCCCUCACAUGAAGGCUGUCGGCCUUGAGGAGGGCAUCACCUUCUCCUACGGCGGCGAGAUCGGGAACACCUUUGACUCGCACCGCCUCAUCGAGUGGGCCAAACGCUCGUCCGAUGCUACCACCGUCGACGCUCUCGUCGCCUGCAUUAUGACCCGCUACUUUGAGCGCGAGGCCAACCUUGCCGAUCACGCCGUCCUCUGCGAUGCCGCUGCAGACGCCGGGCUCGAUGCCGACGCUGCCGCCGCCUUUCUCAACACUGACGAGCUGAGCCAGGAGACCCGCGACGCCAUCGACUCGGCCUACACACGUGGCGUCUCGGGCGUCCCGUUCUUCAUCUUCAACGACAAGUACGCUCUCUCGGGUGCCCAGCCGGCUGACGUUGUUGCCGAUGUCCUCGACAAGGUCGCCGCCGAGCUCUAGCGCGCUCUCAUCUUGUCUCCCCGCCACAUCGUCUGACCUGUCGUUUCUGCCUGUCCCUUCCCUCUUUCCGUGAUCGCCCUGACGCAGCCACUUCGCAAACCCCGUCGCCUUAUGCGGCGCGGCCGGUGGCCGCCGAGCCUGUCCAACACUAUCGCGGCGGAAGAGCCAGGCAGAGAGCCGGCACAACAUCAAUUGAUGUGUUAAACGUAGAGACACGACAC